GCCGCCGCAGAGACCUCAACACUUUCGCACAAUCAGACAGCGAUUUGUGAGAGCUGGCCUCAGAAGCGUCGCCCGCUGCUGAGUGAGAAACUUCACUCAAGGGCAUUAACUUCUAUCGUGACAAGCAGUCAUCUAUUCUACAUCUGCUCAUCAUUAAACAUUCCGACGCGAGCCGCUCACAUCAUCGCACAAAUUCUCUUGAACCAAGAUGGCUUCGCAGGUGACGGUAUCGCAGCAGCAUCGCUGCCAACAACACGAGUCAAAGCCGCACAGAUAUGCGACCCCUUCGCCAGGUGAAGAGGUGGUGAUCUCGGGGGUGGCAGGCCGCUUCCCCGAGUGCGACGACAUGCAGGCGCUGCACGACGCUCUGCAGCGCGGCGAAUGCCUCCUCACCACCAACGAGCGCCGUUGGAAUAUUGAUCACCCCGAGAUGCCUAAGAGGACCGGCAAAAUGCACCGCCUGGAGAAGUUUGACGCGAGCUUCUUCCGGGUGCACUUCAAGCAAGCGCACGCCAUGGACCCCCAGUGCCGGCUGCUGCUGGAGCGCGCCUAUGAGGCCAUUGUGGACGCGGGAAUAAACCCAAAAACGCUGCGUGGAAAAAGAAUGGGUGUGUAUGUGGGCGCUUGCUUCUCUGAAGCAGAGAAGACACUGUUCUAUGAAAAGGUUCAGGUUUCUGGCAUGGGAAUAACAGGUUGCUGUCGCGCUAUGCUGUCCAAUCGUAUAUCUUACUGGCUCGGAGCGAAAGGCGGUAAUUUGGGUAGUAUCGUGGCCAGCCCCACGGAGAAGACGGUGGCCCGGAGCGGGGUGUGUUUGGGCAAUUUGACUUUAAGGCAUAGCAGGGCAGGUCACAUCAGGCCAACUAGGGAGAUGAUACAGUAUAGACAGAAUGCAUUUCUUUCCCUCUCUGAAGAGAUUAAUAUAGCUAUUCCACUCAUUUAA
Gryllus bimaculatus (two-spotted cricket) is the source of this 940-nucleotide messenger RNA. The record is from the annotation of a GenBank genome assembly. NCBI's taxonomy places the organism in Eukaryota, Metazoa, Arthropoda, Insecta, Orthoptera, Gryllidae.